AUGAAAGCCAUAACGGCGGUGUGCGCAACUGGAGCGUCCGUGCCGGCGAUCGCCAGCGGUCGAGUGCAGCGUCACAGGGAUGGGGAGAACGCCGAAAUCCAAAUGUACCUCUCGAAACUGCAGGAUCUGGUUCCCUUCAUGCCGAAGAACAGACGGAUCUCAAAGCUAGAAGUGAUCCAGCAUGUGAUUGAUUAUAUUUGUGACCUACAAUCGGCGUUGGAGAACCACCCCGCAGUGGGUCAGUUCGAAGCGGAGGCGGCUUUGGCGCCUGCGUGCUCGUCGCCCCCGAGGCCCCGUCGCCGCCCCCUCGGACCACGGCCUGCCCCAAACACCAUUCUCCCUGAAAGAUCUUCAGUCACAACGACGACACAUCAAGCAAGUCAUACGACUUCAGAAAAACAGGAGCAGCCGGAAAGACCGACGUGCUAA
Molecule: messenger RNA, 429 nt
Organism: Leptosia nina
Lineage: Eukaryota; Metazoa; Arthropoda; Insecta; Lepidoptera; Pieridae
Source: the annotation of a GenBank genome assembly